Periconia digitata is the source of this 1851-nucleotide messenger RNA. The record is from the annotation of a GenBank genome assembly. Lineage: Eukaryota; Fungi; Ascomycota; Dothideomycetes; Pleosporales; Periconiaceae.
CUCUUCUUUCCUUUCAGUUCUGUCCUUCGCCUGUUCUGCCCAUUUUGGUUCACACUCAAGGCUCGUACUUGUAUUAGCUUCCGCACAGCCAACAUGCUACCUUUCAUCAAUGCGCCUUUUGAAUAUGUUGGGGGUGCUCUGGGAACGUCUCCAGAUGAGCUGAAAUUGGUCUUUACUUUCUACCUCUCGUACCCACUUGCUGCGGUGUUGAAGAGAAUCCCCGAUAAAGACAUGUGGAAGAAAAACCUCUUCACCAUAUGCGUCUCCCUCUUUUAUCUCGUUGGCUUAUUCGACCUGUGGGCUGGUCUUCGGACACUUCUGAUCAGCGCUGGUGGUACCUAUUUAAUCGCAUCCCAGAUCAACUCUCCUUACAUGCCAUGGAUCGGCUUUGUGUUUCAGAUGGGCCAUAUGUCUAUGAACCACAUUAUUCGUCAGAACGUUGGCGAUGCCACGCUUGUUGAUAUCACGGGAGCCCAGAUGGUGCUGGUCAUGAAAUUGACAGCUUUUUGUUGGAAUGUUCAGGAUGGUCGGCUUCCCGAUUCAGAGCUCUCCGAUUUCCAGAAAGAGCACGCAAUCAGGACUCUCCCGAGCUUGAUUGACUACGUCGGUUACGUUCUUUUCUUCCCUGCCCUGAUGGGCGGCCCAGCGUUCGAUUACUGCGACUACAGCAGCUAUAUCACCUCAACCAUGUUCACUCUACCACCCGGAACGGACCCAUCCAAGGCACCUCCGACACGCAAGAAGCGCAAGAUUCCUAGAAGUGGCACACCUGCUGCCAUCAAAGCUCUCACCGGGAGCCUUUGGAUAUUCGGCUUCUUGAAAUUUUCCGCGUGGUACAACCCAGCCUUCCUCCUCAGUGACGAGUGGUCAAAGUACUGGUUUCUUCGACGAGUGUGGCAUGUGUACAUGUUUGGCGUGACGAGUCGUAUGAAGUACUAUGGCGUUUGGAGCCUUGCCGAAGGAUCCUGCAUUCUUUCAGGUAUAGGAUACAACGGAGUCGACCCUGCGACUGGCCGAGCAAAAUGGGAUCGCCUCACCAACAUUCGACCGAUGGAUAUUGAAACGGCACAGAAUACUCGAGCGUACCUCGGCAACUGGAACAUCAACACCAACCAGUGGUUGCGUAACUACAUGUAUCUACGUGUAACGCCAAAAGGCACGAAACCGGGCUUCAGGGCAACUCUGGCUACGUUUGUGACUAGCGCAUUUUGGCACGGCUUCUAUCCUGGCUAUUACAUGACGUUCGUCCUGGCUUCUUUCCUCCAGACUGCUGCCAAAAAUGGGCGCCGACUGGUCCGACCCCUUUUUAUGACCCCUGAUGGCAAAAACCCUCUUCCUUCCAAAAGAUAUUACGACAUCUUCACUUUCGUCAUUACGCAGACCAUGUUCUCCUUCACAACCGCCCCAUUCGUACUGCUCACUUUUAGCGACACCAUGCGCGUGUGGUCUGGUGUAUACUUCUACACCAUCAUCGCGACGGCGGGAUCUUUCGUGCUGUUCAGCCGCUCUUUCCCCUUUCGUAAGCAGCUCGUUAAGCGUCAAACAGCGCGUUCUCCUGCGGCAACUGCUGGCUAUGACAGCAUAGAAAAAGUCACAAAAGAAGAAGUGGCGAAGGACUUGCACAGACGCGAAUUGUUGAGGACGGAAAGUACCGAUAGCGUGGGAGCUCGUAGAGCACCAACUUUGGGAAUUGCGGACGACCCCGAGGCGGAGAUUGAUGAGAUUGUUGCAGAUGUGAAGAGGGAGUUUGAGGAGAGAAAGAGAAGAGGUAGCUUAGUACAGGGAUUCGACGUGAAGAAAGUGGUGCAGGACAAGUUGAAUGACUUUAACAAGUCGGUGAUGGGUAACUAA